CACAGAAGAAGUCGCAUCCUGUCAUGCUUGGCUGAGGCUCUGGAUCCUCGGGGUGCUGCUCGCUGUGGAGAGUAGUCUUGGCUGUCUGUUGUUAGUAUUCUGCGUGAAAAGGUUUCACCACCUUUGUAGAAGAAAGAUUUCAAAUCAUGGCGUUAAACCUUACCAUCAACACGAGCAAUCCGCCUCUAGGAGCGCUGCUGGCAGCAGAGCAUGUGAAGGCCAGUGUGCAGCUAUCAGUGGAGGAAGGCAAAGACACCCGGCUUCAAGUCUCUGAUGCGAUCCAGUUCAAUGACAACAACUCUAUCAGUCGGUACCUGGCCCGAGUGGCUCCGGCUCUUGGCCUCUACGGAGCCAACAUGAUGGAGCAGACCGAGGUAGACCACUGGCUGGAGUUCAGCGCUCGGCAUCUGUGUGGUCAGUCUGGUCUGAGCGCGGCGCUGGGGGAAUUGGAUAAGGCUCUUUCUCUGCGCACCUUCCUGGUUGGACAUGCUGUCACUCUGGCUGACCUGUCUGUGUGGGCUGCCCUCAAAGGUCACGCGGAAUGGCCGAGCCAUGGCAAAACCUGUUCCCACGUCAACCGCUGGUUCUUUUUCCUGAGCUCGCAGGUUCCCUUCACUGCUGUCGGCAACAAGUACGCCAGCAAGAAGGCUCCAAUGACCAAAUCCAACUCAGAUGAGAAGAAGCAAGAUGUCGGCAAGUUUGUGGAUCUGCCAGGAGCUGAGAUGGGCAAGGUGGUGGUUCGAUUCCCUCCUGAGGCCAGCGGAUACCUUCACAUCGGCCACGCCAAGGCUGCUCUGCUCAACCAGCACUACCAGGUCACAUUUAAAGGCAAACUCAUCAUGCGCUUCGACGACACCAACCCUGAGAAGGAAAAGGAAGACUUUGAGAAGGUGAUCCUGGAAGACGUUUCCAUGCUCCAGAUCCACCCUGACCAGUACACCUACACCAGCGACCAUUUUGACACCAUUAUGCGAUUCGCUGAGCAGCUGCUCACUGAGGGAAAGGCCUACAUCGACAACACGCCUCCCGAGCAGAUGAAGCUGGAGAGGGAGCAGCGGGCUGAAUCCAAGAACAGAAAUAACACGGUGGAGCAGAACAUGAAGAUGUGGGCUGAGAUGAAAGCCGGGACAGAGAGCGGUCAGACCUGCUGCAUGAGGGCCAAGAUGGACAUGAACUCCAACAAUGGCUGCAUGAGGGACCCCACCCUGUACCGCUGCAAGAACACCCCUCACCCUCGCACCGGAAGCACCCACAAAGUCUACCCAACGUACGACUUCGCCUGUCCCAUCGUGGACAGUUUGGAGGGUGUGACCCACGCUCUGAGGACCACCGAGUACCAUGAUCGUGACGAGCAGUUUUACUGGUUCAUCGACGCUCUGCGCCUCAGGAAGCCCUACAUCUGGGAGUAUGCCCGCCUCAACCUCAACAACACGGUGCUCUCCAAGAGGAAGCUCACCUGGUUCGUGGACCAGGGAUACGUUGACGGAUGGGAUGACCCCCGCUUCCCCACUGUCAGGGGAGUCCUGAGGAGAGGGAUGACUGUCGAGGGUCUGAAACAGUUCAUUGCAGCACAGGGUGGAUCACGGUCAGUGGUGAACAUGGAGUGGGACAAGAUCUGGGCCUUCAAUAAGAAGGUUAUCGACCCAGUGGCUCCGAGGUUCACAGCUCUGUCCAGCUCCUAUGUGGUUCCUGUCACGGUCUCAGAGGCUAAGGAGGAGAUGAAAGAAGUGGCCAAGCACCCCAAGAACGCAGAGGUGGGCAUGAAGGAGGUUUGGUACGGUCCUCGGGUUCUGAUUGAAGGAGCCGACGCCGAGACCUUCUCAGAGGGAGAGAUGGUCACCUUCAUCAACUGGGGCAACCUCAUCAUCACCAAGAUUAACAAGGGGGCCGAUGGCAAGGUCGUGUCCAUGGAAGCUCGCCUGAACCUGGACAACAAGGACUACAAGAAGACGACAAAGAUCACGUGGCUGGCUGAAACAAACAGCGCCCCCCUGCUGCCUGCCAUCUGCAUAAACUACCAGCCCCUCAUCUCCAAAGCCGUCAUCACCAAAGAGGACGACUUCAAGGACUACAUCAAUAAAAACAGCAAGUUGGAAGAGAAGAUGCUUGGAGAUCCUUGCCUGAAGACGUUGAAGAAGGGUGACGUCCUCCAGCUCCAGAGGCGGGGCUUCUACAUCUGCGACCAGCCCUACGAGCCCGUCAGUCCUAACAGCUGUAAGGAGAGCCCCUGUGUGCUGUUCUACAUUCCUGACGGACACACUAAGGAUAUGCCUACUGCUGGAUCAAAGGACAAGAGCAAGAGCCUGGCCCCCAGCAACAAACCUGCCUCUACCUCCUCCAAGGCUGCCUCUACCCCCACCCCAGCACCUGUCUCUACCUCAGCCGGUGACAUAUUCUCAAGCAUUGUAGCACAAGGUGAAGCUGUACGUCAGCUUAAGGAUGCCAAAGCCCCUAAAGAGGAAGUGGACAAGGCGGUUCAACAACUGCUUUCCCUAAAGGCACAGUUUAAGCAGCAAACAGGAACAGACUACAAGCCAGGCAUGGCUCCUCCCACAUCUGCUGCAGCUCCUCCCACCACAGCAACAAACCCCGCCUCCUCCUGUCCGUUAACCCGCAUCACCCAGCAGGGGGAACUGGUCAGGAAACUAAAGGCAGAGAAGGCACCUAAGGACCAGAUUGAUGCUGCAGUGAAGCAGCUCCUCGCUCUCAAGGCAGAGUUUAAACAGCUGACCGGUCAGGAUUACAAACCUGGGAUGGCCCCUCCCUCACCCGCUCCUUCUCCUACAACCACCCCUUCCUCUUCGUCGGGCGUGUAUGAGCGUGUUUCUCAACAGGGGGAGCUUGUGAGGAAACUGAAGUCUGAAAAAGCCCCCAAGGAUCAGGUGGAUGCAGCAGUGAAACAGCUGCUGGCCUUGAAGGCCGAAUACAAAGAGGCCACAGGCCAGGACUACAAGCCUGGAGCAGCCCCAGUCCAGAAAGCUGCCGCCCCUGCACCAGUCCAAAAAGCCCCUGCACCAGUCCAGAACAGUUCUGCUCCUGCUGCCUCCAGCCUCUAUGAGAAGGUCUCUAAGCAGGGAGAAGUGGUACGGAUACUGAAGGGUGAAAAAGCCUCAAAGGAUCAGGUGGAUGCAGCAGUGAAACAGCUGCUGGCCCUGAAGGCCGAAUACAAAGAGGCCACAGGCCAGGAAUACAAGCCUGGAGCAGCACCUGUUCAAAAAGCUGCCGCCCCUGCACCAGUCCAAAAAGCCCCUGCAUCAGUCCAGAACAGUUCUGCUCCUGCUGCCUCUGGCCUCUAUGAGAAGAUCGCUGAGCAGGGAGAAGUUGUACGGAAACUGAAGGGUGAAAAGGCCUCAAAGGAUCAGGUCGAUGCAGCGGUGAAGCAGCUGUUGGCUCUGAAGGCGGAGUAUAAGCAGCAGACCGGACAGGAUUACAAACCUGGAUCACAAGCCCCUGCUCAGAAAGCCCAGACACCGUCCAGCACUCCCUCCACCCAGGCCGGCUCUCCACCACAGGCCCAGGAUCUGUUCUCCCAGGUGUCCCAACAGGGAGAGCUAGUGAGGAAGUUGAAGUCCGAGAAGGCCCACAAGGACCAGGUGGAUGCAGCUGUGAAGGCUCUGCUUGACCUGAAGAGCCAGUACAAGACGCUUACAGGGCAGGAGUACAAACCAGUGGCUGCUGCCGGAGCCACGGGAGGAGAGGACAAGAACCGCAAGGAGAGGGAGAACAAGUCUGAGAAACAGGGAGGAGGAGGAGGAGGGAAGAAGGGUAAAGGAGACAAAGGUGCCCAAGGAAAGGAGGCAGCAGGAGGAGCAGGAGGAGGAGAGGGUCAAGGACCCAAGAAACAAACACGGUUGGGCUUGGAGGCUAAGAAAGAGGAGAACCUGGCUGACUGGUACUCUCAGGUCAUCACUAAGGCAGAGAUGAUUGAGUACUACGAUGUCAGCGGCUGCUAUGUGCUGCGGCCCUGGUCCUAUUCCAUCUGGCAGUCCAUCCAAACCUUCUUUGACGUGGAGAUAAAGAAAUUGGGUGUGGAGAACUGCUACUUCCCCAUGUUCGUCUCUCAGGCUGCUCUGGAGAAAGAAAAAAGUCACAUUGAAGACUUCGCUCCAGAGGUUGCAUGGGUAACGCGGUCUGGAAAUACUGAGCUGGCAGAGCCCAUUGCAGUCAGACCUACCAGUGAGACAGUGAUGUAUCCUGCCUACGCCAAAUGGGUCCAGUCCCACAGAGACCUGCCCAUCAAACUCAACCAGUGGUGUAACGUUGUGAGGUGGGAGUUCAAACACCCCCAGCCUUUCCUGAGGACAAGAGAGUUCCUGUGGCAGGAGGGACAUACAGCUUUCGCCACCAAAGAGGAGGCAGCUGUGGAGGUGCUCCAAAUCCUGGAUCUGUACGCCAGGGUGUAUGAAGAGCUGAUGGCCAUUCCUGUGGUGAAGGGGAGGAAGACGGAGAAGGAGAAGUUUGCAGGAGGAGACUACACCACCACUGUGGAGGCAUUCAUCUCUGCCAGCGGCCGCGCCAUUCAGGGUGCUACAUCUCACCAUCUUGGUCAGAACUUCGCCAAGAUGUUUGAGAUCAUGUUUGAGGAUCCCAAGAGGCCGGGUGAGAAGCAGUUUGUUUACCAGAACUCCUGGGGAAUCACUACCAGGACCAUCGGGGUCCUCACCAUGGUGCACGGAGACAACAUGGGACUCGUACUGCCCCCCAAAGUGGCCUGCCUCCAGGUUGUCAUCAUCCCAUGUGGGCUCACUGCCUCGCUGCCGGAGCAGGACAAGGAAGCUGUGCUGGCCCAGUGCUCGAAAUACCUGAGCAAGCUGCUGGAUGCCGGCGUCAGGGUGAAGAGCGACCUCCGAGACAACUACUCCCCAGGCUGGAAGUUCAACCACUGGGAGCUCAAGGGCGUUCCUAUCCGUCUGGAGGUGGGUCCUAAAGACAUGCAGCAGCGUCAGUGUGUUGCGGUGAGGAGAGACUCUGGCGCCAAGGUGACCAUUCCAGAGGCCGAGGUGGAGAAGAAGUUGGUGGCCUUGUUGGAGGAAAUCCAGAGCAGCAUGUUCAAGAAAGCGUUGGAUGACCUGAACAGCAACAUGGUGGCUGCUGACACAAUGGAAGAGUUCCAGAAAAUGUUGGAGCAGGGCAAGAUUGUCCAGAUCCCGUUCUGUGGGGAAAUCGAUUGCGAGGAUUCCAUCAAGAAAACCACUGCCAAGGAUCAGGACCUGGAGCCUGGAGCCCCGUCUAUGGGGGCCAAGAGCCUCUGCAUCCCCUUCUCCCCCCUGAAGACCCUGCAGCCAGGGCAGAAGUGUGUCUGCGAGAAGGAGCCCGCCAAAUACUACACCCUCUUCGGACGCAGCUACUAAACACCCGCUCUGCAGAACAAGGACGAACAUCGCAGUGAAAAGGGCUUUCCUUCCAUUUUCUCAUGUAUUUCUUUUUCCUCUCAUCUCUUGUCCAUGUAUAGGUUAACAGGGGUACACGUUUAUUGGACUGUGGUAUUUAAAAUGGGAAUUCGUGUUUUGUUUGUUUUUUAAUACAUGUUGGCAAUGUUAUUAUGUAGCUGGAGGAAGGCGGAGGUGAGACGAACAGUUUACUCGUAUUCUGUUAUAAAAGAUGAGGGUAUGCGCUGUUUACUCUUAGAAUUCCGUUACUGGGAAAACUUUUGACAUGCUGUUAAUCUCCUGCAAUGCUGAUUAUAAUAUUAUUCAAUCUUUCUUAUCCUUUCAAAACAGAUUUUUUUAAAUAACGCUCACCCUAAUUCGUUUAGUUUAGAUAUUUGUCAGCCCUCAUAAAUAGAGUGGCAAUAUAAAUAAAUACUGAUAAGAAAUACAUCCUGAGAAGCGCACCAUCUACUGCCAUCUGGGUAAAAGUCUCUUGUCCCUUCUCUUGCAGCAAAAACUGUCUCAGGAACUCUGCAGGCUUGUAGUUGGUUUUGUUUUUCUCAGCUUCAUCAGCCGUCCUCUCUCCAUAGGAGUGGUUACAGGAUGGGGAUCAUGAUUCACAGCUUGUUAAAAAUCCUCAGUUCUACCACAGCAUAAUGAAAAAAAACUGUCUGUGGGUAAUAGUCAGUUAUAUAGUUCUCUGUUACUACUCCUGUUAAAUAACUCUAGUCUACAAUAAAGUACUUUACAUGGCAAA
Molecule: messenger RNA, 6126 nt
Organism: Eleginops maclovinus (Patagonian blennie)
Lineage: Eukaryota; Metazoa; Chordata; Actinopteri; Perciformes; Eleginopidae
Gene: eprs1
Product: glutamyl-prolyl-tRNA synthetase 1
Exons: 36
Coding region: 147-5351 (1734 amino acids)
Biological process (GO): glutamyl-tRNA aminoacylation; translation; prolyl-tRNA aminoacylation
Cellular component (GO): aminoacyl-tRNA synthetase multienzyme complex; cytoplasm
Molecular function (GO): proline-tRNA ligase activity; glutamate-tRNA ligase activity; ATP binding
Source: RefSeq, a predicted model, not a curated record